Carlito syrichta (Philippine tarsier) is the source of this 708-nucleotide messenger RNA. It is a transcript of the gene CCDC70, whose product is annotated as coiled-coil domain containing 70. The record is from RefSeq and is a predicted model, not a curated record. Lineage: Eukaryota; Metazoa; Chordata; Mammalia; Primates; Tarsiidae. The coding region runs from base 1 to 708 and encodes 235 amino acids. The transcript has a single exon.
AUGGCCACGCCACCAUCCUGGCUGACUAGGAAGAAGUUUCCCUUCAAGGUGAGAAAAUGGAUGGCAUUUGGAUGCUUCCAAUCACUGGAAGUAUCCUCUCCCAGUAUUCGCCAGAAGAAACUAAUCCACAAGUUGCAGGAAGAAAAGGCUUUUCGGGAAGAGAUGAAAAUCUUCCGUGAGGAAAUAAAAUACUUCAGGGAAGAGAUGUGGAGUUUCCGAAUCAAGAUGCAUAUUUUCCGGGACCAGAUCCUGGGUUUAUGGGAAGAGGAGAGACCUCUAUGGGAAGAGGAAAAAAUCCUCUGGAAAGAGGAAAAAGCCUUCUGGGACUUGGAAAAAUCUUUCCAGGAAUUACAGAAAACUUUUUGGAAAAAAUACCAUACCUUCUGGAAGAAGGAUAAGGCCUUCUGGAAAGAGGAUAAUGCCUUACGGGAAAGAAACCAGAAACUUCUUCAGGAGGACAAGGCCCUGUGGGAGGAAGAAAAGGCCGUGUGGCUAGAGGAAAAAGCCCUCCUUGAGGAGGAGAAGGCUCUGUGGGAGGAUAAGAAGUCCCUCUGGGAGGAAGAGUAUGCCCUCUGGGAGGAAGUGAAAGCAUUCUGGGUAGAAGAUGAUGACUGGAUUGCUGAGGAACUGAUGUUCGAAGACAGGGUCUACGACGCCCACGCCGAUGGAGGGCAGACAUCGCUAGGCUUCUCCCGAGGCCAGGCAUAG